CUCUCUUCCUUUUCCUGCGGGAAGAUGGCGGCGUCGGGGGGGCGCGUGGUGCCGAGCGACCUCUUCCCGCUGGUCUUCGCCUUCCUCAAGGAGAACCACUUCGAGGGGGCCGCGCGCGCCUUCGGCAAGGCGGCAGGAGUGACACAACAAGACCCCAAUGCUGCUUCGCUUUUAGAUGUCUUCAACUACUGGCUAAAAUCUCCUGAAGCCAAGAAACGGAAAGCUUUCCCCAAUGGCCCACCUGCAAAGAAAGCCAAGAGAGAGUCUUCAUCUAGUUCUGAGAGCUCCAGUGAGGACGAGGCACCACCAGUCAGGAAAAUGGCUCUAGGAACUAAGCCAGCCCCUGCCGCUAAAGCCCAGGUACAGGCAGCAGCCUCGGCCAAAGUGGAAAGCAGCAGUGAGGACUCCAGCAGCUCCUCAGACUCUGAGCCAGAGAAGAAGAAGCCAGCCAAGAAAGGAGCAAAUCUCCAGGUGAAGAAAGGGCCCUCAAAAGCAAAGCCCCAGAAGACAUCCUCGAGUUCCAGCUCGGAUUCCAGUAGUUCAGAAGAUGACACACUGAAGAAGCAGCCACCAAAGCCAGGAGCUGUCAAAAAGGCAGGGAAGCCGCCGGCCUCAAAACCAGGCAAAGUUGCCAAGGGGAUGCCUGGCAUUACUAAUGGCACAGCAGAAAACAGCAGCAGUAGUGAAGAUUCUGAUACUGGGAAAGGUACACCUGUGAAGGCUGCCCCAGAGAGGGCUCCACCGGCCAAGCCAGAAGCUUCCCUUGGGAAAGGCCAGGUGGUGAACAAGCAGAGCAGCAGCAGCGAGGACUCCUCAGAGAGCUCAGGAGAUGAGCAACCAGCAGCCUCCAAGCUCAAGCCUGGCCAGUACAGUGCAGUGCCGCCCCCUUCAACCUUAGAACCAAAGAAAGCCAAAGGACCUUGCAAGAAGAUUGGCGGCAGCAGUCCAAAGGAGCAGUUGUUGAAGAAGCAGCAGCAGAAGAAAGCAGCUGUCCAGCCUGCAGCUAAACAACUGUCUUGCCCCAAAUCUGCUGUCGUUACCCAAAAAGGAGACUCUUCCUCAGACAGUGAUUCAGAUUCCAGCUCUGAGGAUGAAGACAAGAAGGCCCCGAGCAAGCCCUCUGCCAAGCCUGCCACAGCCUCCAAAGGGAUCACAAAACCAGCCCGGAUGCAGCAAGCGGACAGCUCCUCUGAGAGCUCAGAUUCUGACAGUUCAGAGGAAGAAGUUCCAGCAAAGCCCCCGGUGAAGCCAGCUCUGGAAAAGGCCAGCAAAGCCAGGAGCCGCUCUGGGAAGGGCGAGGAGAAGAAAGCCCCCACAUCCAAAGUGGCCUCCCGACAAAAGGCCCCAGCCCCCCCCUCCAGCAGUUCAGACUCUGAGAGUUCCAGCAGCGAAGAGACACAGAGCAGGCCUGCCCCCAACUCGACUGGCCGGUCACUCGGAAGCUCCAAAGCGGUUGAUGGGAAGCGGGCAGCGGACGCCAGCAGCAGCUCUUCCGAUGAUAGCUCUAGCGAUGAUGAAGAGCCGCAGAAGAAGGGAGGGGGACUAGUGAAAGAAACAACAAGGAGUUGCGAUAGCUCCAAGAAGAAGCAGCCCAAGGCCUCAUCCACUCAGGGGGGGAAAAGUCCUUCAGUGAAGCCUUCCAAAGCAGCUGGGACCACAAAGAGCCACGAGAGCAGUUUGGACGAAGGGGCUGAGAACAGAGGCCUGGCCACCAAGAAGAGGAAGAGGGAAGACAACGGCGACCAGGUGUUGGAGACCCCUGAACUCAAGAAGAGCAAAGUCAAGCCGAAGACGCCCCAUUCAUUCCCCAAGAUGAAGCGGCAGUCAAGUCCAUUUCGCAGAGUGCGAGCAGAAGAGGUUGACGUGGAUGCACGGGUAGCUAACAACUCCUUUGAUGCCAAGAAAGGGGCUGCUGGAGACUGGGGUGAAAAGGCAAAUGAAGUCCUGAAGUUUACGAAAGGCAAAUCCUUCCGUCAUGAGAAGACUAAGAAGAAGAGGGGAAGCUAUUGUGGCGGCACUAUCUCCACCCAGAUCAACUCCAUCAAGUUUGAGAGUGAUUAAAGUUUGGAUGUGUCUCUGGACCUCCCCCAGCUGGAGCAUGUGGGAGAACUAGGAUGAGGGGGGGGUGGAGUGGGGAGAUCAGCUGCUUCACCUGAUGAGUGAACUUGGCCCUGUGGCCUUCCGUGGAGACCCCUGGAUCAUGCCCUGCAGGGUGACCACUUGAUUUUAAAAGGAAAGAAGUUCUGGCAUUUGAUAGACACCUUUUUAAAAAUACAAUAUUUUAGAUAAUGCUCUGACAGUAGCAUGUGAUCUUUAUCCUUUGUUCAUUUAACAGGGAAUGAAAUCCAUCCUCUGUCCCUUUAGUGACCCAUUUUGCUGCCCUUUGUUUUCAGUUUCCUUUUUUUUUGCUGGUUACUUGAGCUUGGAGGGCUUGAGGAAUGGAGGCAAGGGCAGGAGGGGGACAAUCUCUGCUUCUCUCCUCUUGGGCACUCCGAAGUCUGUUGUGAGUCUUGAGGUUCCUUCAAGAGGGGAAAACCUUAUUGUGCCUCUGUGGAGAGGCGGCAGACAGACAGGCAAUUGGUUCCUGUUGUUGCUCUGGUGAUCUUGUCUUUGUUAGGGGCAUUCCCCUGCCAUCCAAGAAGUCAGUGACUUGCAGAAUCCCAAGGUAAAGCUCCCUUUUUUCUUAAAUGGGCUGAUUUUUGUGCCUGUUGAGAGCCAUUGGCUGCCUGAAAUUCAGACAUUGAUUUCAAUACUUUUUCUAGACCAGAUGAUAAACUCAUAGGUCUGUUGCCUUUGCCUCUGCUGAAAUCCAAAACCUGAGCAAAAUAGCUGCAGAAUGCAGUUCUUACGUCUUUGUCAGUGAUCAUGUGACACUGCUCAAGAGCAGAAAUAAUAGGCUUCAGUGCGCCAGCCAUAAAAAUCACCAUUAUCUUGUCUGCAGGCAGUGCCUCACAGUGGCCCUGCUUCAGCCAGAGGUGUGUGCAACAAAUAAUGGCCGAUAGUCAAAGGAUAGAGGAGGGUGAGCAUUCUAGGUGAACGUCUCUUCAGAUGGCAACCCUGUUCCUGGACUGUACAUCUGCAAGCUUGAGGUGUGUGGGGCGGGUGGGGUUGGGAAGGUUGUGUGCUUGAAUGCUGCGCACUUGAAGCCCUUCAAUCAUUCCUCUGGUUGUGCAUAAAGGGGAAUACUCCAUCCUGCAGUUCCCUCACCUCAAAUCUGGGAGGGUCCAGUCCAGACACAGCCUUCCUUUCUGGUGAGCUGAAGACAUGUGUCUGGGCAGGAGCUCCAAAUCUUUGUCCUGCUCCGCACUUCUUGUCCCUGCAGAUCUUGGGCCAGAAGCGGGAUAGGGUUGGGGGGAUCUUUCCACAGCCAUGGCUCUUACCGAGCACAUUCUUUCAACUGUUCUCAUGGAACUUCAGAUGUCAAGACAACCCCAGCUGUGUGAGGAAGGCUGAAAUUUUUUACUUGAAUUGAGAAGUACAAUAAAAAUGUUUGUAACUGUU
Heteronotia binoei (common prickly gecko) is the source of this 3501-nucleotide messenger RNA. It is a transcript of the gene NOLC1, whose product is annotated as nucleolar and coiled-body phosphoprotein 1. The record is from RefSeq and is a predicted model, not a curated record. The transcript has 14 exons. Gene Ontology annotation, molecular function: protein binding. Lineage: Eukaryota; Metazoa; Chordata; Lepidosauria; Squamata; Gekkonidae. Gene Ontology annotation, cellular component: nucleolus; nucleoplasm. The coding region runs from base 25 to 2061 and encodes 678 amino acids.